Messenger RNA from Seminavis robusta, 1973 nucleotides. The record is from the annotation of a GenBank genome assembly. NCBI's taxonomy places the organism in Eukaryota, Bacillariophyta, Bacillariophyceae, Naviculales, Naviculaceae.
CAUACGAAUAGGCCCAGUUGGGUAGACACGUGAGAUUUCCCCAAUAUUCCGCUGAGUCAUCUUUGUAGCAAAUGGGUACCUCUUGACUGUCGCACAAAUCGACAAUCCACUGGUAGCUGUGAUCGGCGUUUGUAGAGAGCGCAUAACAGUCUAGCGCCAGUAGUAUACACGUUGGAUCUCGCAACGGAUCCAGUGCCAAUAUGUAGCGACCAACUGCAAAUGAGGCCCGUGAGAGUCUUUCAUGACAGAUAGAAUGAAGGGAGUUGAGCCAUGAAUUAAUUGAAUCCACACUUGAGCGCAAACAUAAACGAUUAAACCAUUCUGUCUUACCCUGCCAUAUUGUUGACUCGCGCCAAUCGGAACAGAGCAUUGAAGUAAGUCUUGUUUUCUGGCUGGUUGCAAUCCAUAAAACAUUGAUCCUGAAAGAUGCGUGAACUAAAGCUAGACAGGGUUGCCGAUUCAUACACCCACAAAGAUCGUCUCAAAAAGGUGAGUCCCUCUUGCGCCUGAUUGGCAUGGUAGAGCAUCAUUCCCAAUGUGACCAACGCCUCUGUGACGAAUGGGUGAUGAGCCACAAACAUGACGAGGGCAUUCAUGUCUCCCGAAGCCUGAAUGCGUUCAAAAUCUUGACAAUCCUUAUCGUAGCUAUCUGAAUUCAAAAAGGUGAACCAUCGUCGACGAUCCUGCAUGGCUUCCAAUGUGUCCAUGGUAGCACCAUGGUCCAGUAUGCCACUGGUAGUGCUAUUGUACGGCCAAGGAAGAUCCCGAUGGGUUUCUCGAUCAUAAGUGGACAUUCCAAUCCCACCUCCCACAUAAUGGGGUGGUUUGACAUUGACGUGCAAGUCUCGUGGAUUUCCAAAGAGGAAGACUUUUUGGGCGCCCCACGAGCCACUGGUUCUUCCUCCUCGCUUUCAUCGUCGUCUUCCUCUUCUGCCUGUGCCAGUGCGGCUCGGUCUUCUCGUAGCUUGCGAAUCGCACGAGCGCUCAUGAUGAUGACAAUGUCAGGUAUACCACGGUUGUUCCUCUUGAGACUGGUGGAGUUGAGUUUGCAAGAGAUCGAUGGCUGGGAGGGUUGCUUGGUUUGUGUGGGUGGUGGGUGGUGGGGUUGCAGCUUGGAGCGUUUGUGGUCGAUUCGGUGGUUUAACGUGCUGACUAGCUACUUCUCGCUACUAGUAGUUAUCGUUCCUUUAUUAUUAAUAUUUGUUUUUGCAUGGAAGAUUUUACCGUUUUGUCAUUGCCACCAACACGAGAAGAGACUAGCUCUUCUGGUAUACUCUCUGUUGACCUCUAAGACACAAGCAUAGUACAAGUUGUUCAUCCACACCAUGCCAAUCCUUCAAGCGUUGCUUUGCUUCGUCUUGGUGGCUUUGCCUACAGGCAAUGGCAUUCGAAUUCCAGCAAGGCUUGUAAAGAACUCGUUGAGCACUGCAAAACCUGAAAGGGGACACGUUGCAGCGAACAACGGGCAUAUCAUUAAUAACGAUGACCUUCAUCUUGGCGGUGCUUCAAAUAAAACCAGCACUGAGAUAUCAGGGGAUCAGGGAAACACCACCAGGGACCAUGCUGGGUUACGUCCAAGGAUGGUUUGGAAAAGCCUCAAGGUCAAAGUGACAGAGAUACUGGUACAGUUAAGAAUUGGGGCAUCCCACUGUCUCUUGGGUGAUCAUUAUGUCGCAUUUUUGCCACGGGACACAACUGUGGAUGUGAUUGCAAAACUAGUGCUUGAACCGCUCUUCUUUCAUCCAAAGCAUGGUGUCACAUUGCAGCGCAAAGCAUCCAGGCUCCUUUUGUUUUUGUACGAUACCUCCAAGAAGGCUCAAGCUAUCUUUCGAAUUUCAGCACUAGGCGCAUGGGGCUUGCAAUUUCAGAAACAAUUUGGUAGAGGCUUGGAAGUGUUCUUUCUACCAACCCUGCUUUAUGCUGUGUACAUGAACUGCAUCUAUUUCGUGGCUGCCAAGACCCAGCACGGUUAA